GUGUGUACUCUGCAGCAGUGUGGUACUAUCACCACCUGGCAGCUGUGAUGGACGUGGUGAUGAUCACAGAGGACGAGGACGCCAUCGCUCAGUACAGCAGCCUUAACUCUGGAGUCUACGUCAUCUCCGUGCAGGAUUAUCUGCAGAACUUCUGGCCGGAGCUGCAGGCGGCGCACGAGCUGUACGGCUCCGUCUCUCAGGCUCUGCAGGAGAAGGAGAGCGAGGGGACGGAGCGGGAGUACAGCGAACAUCUUCCCGCCGACGUGCUGGAGGCCGGGAUCAAGUCUGGACGAUACAUCCAGGGAACUCUGAAUGUCAGCAAACACCGAGCGCACGGCGAAGCCACCGUCACGACGGACGCUCUGUCCUCGAAGAACUCAG
This is a messenger RNA of Plectropomus leopardus (leopard coralgrouper), 381 nucleotides long. Lineage: Eukaryota; Metazoa; Chordata; Actinopteri; Perciformes; Serranidae. The record is from RefSeq and is a predicted model, not a curated record.